AAAGUAGAUAGGCAUUUAUUUCGAAACCAACUUGUAGAUGUAACAACAUGCUUUUAGAUUUAUUAAUCUACGUGUUUUAUUUAUCGAACGGAAUAGUUCCAGAUAUCAAGUAUCAAAAUUACGAAAUUUAUUUAUUUAUUAUAGUGCUCGUCAACGAUACAAUUUUAAUCGGUGGUUUAUCGAUGGCAUUUUUCGAAUCUACAAACGUCAUGUAUAAGACUCAAAUCGGCGCCGCGAUGUGUGGAAUCUUUUAUCAACUAUGGUUUAAAAUAUUAGCACGUACGAAUAAAUCUUCCAUUUUUAACACUUCGGAUACUUUACGCGAUAAUACGAAAUUUGGUAGGACCGAUUUCGUGGCAAAAAUGUAUGCUAAACUGAAAGCGAAGUAUUUGCCAUUGAUGUGUGUAACGUUGUUUUUAAUCGUUAUCGGAUUUAACGUAUCUUUUUUACGAUUUUUAGUAGAUUCGACAGCGAUCAAUUUCAAUAAUCCGGAUUUCUACGUAGUUCCUUUUUUAUUCAAGUUUUGGUCGACUGAUACGUUCAGCGAGUAUUUAGUAGUAAUGUCGUUGCAGAUUGUUUUUUUCUGCCCCGAAAUCGUGGCUUACUUGAGUUCCAUUGUUUACGUAUGUUUUAUACUGGCAAGUCUUGAAGUACACGUCGAAGAAAUGGCUGUUAUUAUAAAUCAUACCUUCGAUACGGAAAAUUAUUUAUCGAAGGAUGCGACGAUGCAACGAUAUAAUCGUAACGAAACGAUCGAUCUUUAUCGUAAAGUUAAAAGGUUAAUCCGAUAUCAACAAUUCCUUUACAGAUACGUGAACGAUGUAAUUGGAAUGGGAAAAUUGAUUUUCAACUCGAUGCUCUCGAUGGUCAUACUCAGCUUUAUUCUUCUAGUUCUUUCAAUUCAGGUUGCCGUUGAUAUGCUGGCCAAAUUAAAAAUCGUAUUCGUUGUAAUUACAUUCAUGAUGGUGUACUUCAUAUUGUGUUAUUUGGGAGAAACAAUACGCCAAAUGAAUCAUUCUAUACAAUCUGCUCUGUACGAUGCUCCAUGGUAUAGUUUAACGCCACAUCUGCGUAAAUACUUAUUCAUGUUGAUGAAUCAAACGCAAUCCGAGUUACACGUUAAGCUCGUCGAUAUGUAUACGAUUGAUUUGGACUUUUAUGCCAGUACGAUGAAAAUAGUGUACUCUGCGACUAAUUUUAUACUGCUUCAUCACAAAUUAUAAAGAAAUGGCAUCAGACAACAAUUUUGGUGAAAAUACAUUGAUAUAAAGUGUCAUAAAUAUGUACCUUCCUCUGAUUGGUCGAAAUUAAGUAAGUUUGAGUUUCACGUCGCUAAAUGAAAACGAAAGCGGUUUUUGAUUCGAAUGCUGCAAAAAUAGAAAAUUCAAUAUUAGGUCACAAUUUUUAUGACUUACCUAUUGGGUAUGACCUAUUUGAAAAACUGCGGUCUUAUUAAUUCAUAUUAUUUUGAAAAGACCAGUUUGGAUGUAUUUUCUUUACAACCCGAAUACUCAUUUCUGAUUGGUCAAAAGGAUAGAAAUCCGGUUUUGCGGCAUCUCUCAACCGUAAAAUACUAAACGCUUCUUUCUUUACAUUUCUACGAUGAAAAUCGUUCAACUAUACCUGAAAGAUCUCAAUAGACGAUAAUUUUUCAACUUUCAAACUGUUUAUUUCAUUCCAAAAACGGAAUAUUUCAAACGAAUGUCGCAUGAAUAGAUGACACAAAUCCUGAUUUGUGAUUGGUCAGAAUAGUGAAGAACUUAUUGAACAGUUUUCCUCGGUUUUGAGAAAAUUUGUUGUGAAACUUUUUCAACAUUUCUCUAAAAUACAUACUCGUAUAGGCCCAAGAUUUCAAAUUCUCAAGUAUUUUUUUCAACGGUAUUCUUCAUGAAGUCACCGGUUACGUCGUUUCUCAGAUGUCAAACAAGUGAAAACCAAGUGUACAGGGCGCCCAGAAAUAUUGAGUACCCCUAAAAAAGUUUUCUACUAAAAUACUUUGGUUGGUCACAGUGAAUGAUAAUAAUGACAGCACAUGAUUGGUUGUUGGACUGGAGAAAUAACAUUCCACCAAUCAUAUGCAUCUAUUUCACGUUGCCAACCUAUAUUUUUAAUGAAAAACUUUCUUAGGGGUACUCGAUAUUUCUGGGCACCCUGUACAUAUAGGUAGGUACUAUAGUUUCGUCCUAUCUACGAAAGCGAUGACAUAUUUUAUUUUAUGUAAGUAUUUGGAGUUGGACGACAUUCAAUAUUGCUGAAACAUCUUGAUGAAGUGCGAGUACGUGGACAAAAAGUAAAAACCUUAUUGAACGAUUUUUUAUCAGGUUUAAAAGUAGAUAUCAAAGUAACGUCUGCAAAAUUUUAUCCGAAUAAGAGCGCUCAAGUGUCCGAAAGAUCUUGAUAGGUAUAACGUCUAAAACUCAUAAUAGUGCAAAUAAGUCAUUAAUUUUUUCAUCAUUAUUCAUUCAGAAGGCGAAAACACACUUUUACGAAUACUCACUGUUGAUUGGUCGAAAAAUAAAAUUCUGUUUUCCUUGUUUUUUCUGAAACCCAAAUUGAGUGGCUCAUUAUUUCUCUAACACAAUUUGGUGCUAAGUUUCACUUAUUCGGAAAUCAAGUUAAUCUAUUUGUUUUUACUUUUUAUAAAUACAGUAGUACAUUACGUAUUUUACAUUUUUUUCAAAAGUGACGAGUUCUGGGGGUCUUUGAGAGAGAUAGGUAGUACAUAUUUUUUAAAAACAAGAUUGAAGCGUUCUCAUAAUGGAAGAAAAAGAGGCAU
This is a messenger RNA of Planococcus citri (citrus mealybug), 2776 nucleotides long. RefSeq lists its product as uncharacterized. Gene Ontology annotation, biological process: detection of chemical stimulus involved in sensory perception of smell; sensory perception of smell. Gene Ontology annotation, cellular component: plasma membrane. The transcript is spliced from 4 exons. Gene Ontology annotation, molecular function: odorant binding; olfactory receptor activity. Lineage: Eukaryota; Metazoa; Arthropoda; Insecta; Hemiptera; Pseudococcidae. Bases 48 to 1223 code for a protein of 391 amino acids. The record is from RefSeq and is a predicted model, not a curated record.